Oppiella nova is the source of this 493-nucleotide messenger RNA. NCBI's taxonomy places the organism in Eukaryota, Metazoa, Arthropoda, Arachnida, Sarcoptiformes, Oppiidae. The record is from the annotation of a GenBank genome assembly.
UUCGUGGUAAAACGCCUUAAGUUAUUGGAAGGACCGACAGAUUUCUGGUCCAAAACCCAUACCUAUAUUCGGAAAUGUUUUGAGUCCUGUCCUAAAAGCGCAACCAUUUGUGGAGAUGGAGUGGUAUAAGAAAUACGGCAAACUGUUUGGGGUGUUCAAUAUGAGUAAGCCGUGUCUAACAGUGGCCGACCCGGAGCUCAUCAAACAAAUUCUGGUCAAAGAUUUCCAUUCAUUUCGUAACCGACGGACACCUGCGGGUAAUCACAAAAUUUUCUCCAAAAUCAUGUUCAGAGCCAGAGAUGACGUCUGGAAGCGGGUCCGGGCGAUAGCCAGCCCUACAUUUACGUCCGGAAAGAUGAAGAAAAUGUAUGGUCUGAUCAACCAUUGCUGCGAAGACUUUCUGAAUACCUUAGAUAAGGAUGUGUCGAAUGGUAUGAAUGAAGUCGAGUUGAAGCAACUGAUGGGCGCCUAUACUAUGGAUGUGAUCGCCAGC